UAGAGCUUAUCCUCGUGUCCAUGAGGACUCCUCCCGCACAGGUGCCUAUCAUCAACUAUUCUUCUCCUUUCGUAUUCACUUGUGGCCGAUAUUUCUGAUCUUCUUCUUCCUGUGACCAGUUCAUUUUAAUAGCUAAUUAAUUGGAUCUGGGUACAAAAAGCUCGUAGAUCAAUACCGUCACUGGUUGGCAGGUACUGCUUACUAAUUGUUAACAAGUAUGGGGAAGAUUCACCUUAGCCACAAGGACCAUAAGCUCGAGCUGAAAAGCUAUAAAAGGCCCUACUUCUGCAGUGGAUGCAAGGAGCCCGGGUUUGGAUCUCGGUACAGAUGUGGGCAGUGCGACUAUGAACUUCAUAAACAUUGUAUGUCCCCUCCCGGAAGGACUGUUCAUCAUGACUUCUUCAAGAAUUCAACCUUCACAUUCUUAUUUCAACCUCCAGGGAAUAGGUCCGGUGAAAAGUGUCAGAGAUACUGUAAAGCCUGUGGAAAACUUGUUAAAGGUUUUGUCUUUCACGAUGAAAAAAAUGGAUGGGAUCUGCAUCCUUGCUGCCGUAAAUUGCCCAGGAAGUUAACUGUCGGUGGUGUUGAAUUUGCUCUCUGUGAUAAGGUGUCAUCAACUUGCCUUUUCUGCAACAAGAAAAAGCGUGAACGUACUGUUUCUGGCUUCAGGGGCUGGAGCUAUGUGUCGAAGACCGAGAACCUCCAUUUUCAUGUGAGUUGUCCCACAGAAUGGAAGCUGGAGGUAUGGGGGAAAGGGGCUACUUAUGAUAAUGAGGAUAGUUUGGCUUUGGCGAGAGUGGAGCUGCCUAUUCAACGUUACAAUUGGAAUGGAAGGAGUGGCAACAUUUUUAUCAGAAUGGUGAAGGUAAUCGUCAAAGCCAGUGUGGCAAUUCUCUUAGGUGAUCCAAUCGCAGCUCUUACUGGGAUCUACGACUUGGUCGCAAACUGACGAUGACUUUGACUACUUUUUGAUCAAAGGAAACCACUUCUUCGUUAUUCUUUUAGGUGAUCCAACUGCCUACUUCUUCUUCGAUGUGAAGGCUUGUAACCGUGUGAAUCGUAGACCCGACCCCGAAGUUUGGUAGAACCUAUCGAAGCCACUCUAGUCCAUUAACACCUCUAACCAGUCUUUUAAGGCUACGUGUGUUUUACUGAUGAAGAUUUUAUACACACAAAAUUUCAGUAGACAAUAGAUAUAGAUAUUAUGUAAAACUUGAUAAUAAAAUUAUGUAUAAUUAUUUUGAAUAUAUAAAUAAAUACACACUUUAUAUA
Mangifera indica (mango) is the source of this 1272-nucleotide messenger RNA. RefSeq lists its product as uncharacterized. Bases 218 to 949 code for a protein of 243 amino acids. Lineage: Eukaryota; Viridiplantae; Streptophyta; Magnoliopsida; Sapindales; Anacardiaceae. The record is from RefSeq and is a predicted model, not a curated record. The transcript is spliced from 2 exons.